UGUCCUUUUACUAAUUCAACAUACCAGCAGCACACUCUGACAGAGAAGAAACGCAGUGAAAUUAGUGUUUUUACCCAUCGUUCUCUGAUGAGGAACGGUACAAGUUUUUGUAAAAUAAAUGCGAUGCUGGUGGGUGUAUUUGUGAAAUAAACGGGUUGUCAGGCAAGUUCGCCAGCGGGAUAUGAUGAUAAUUUCAUAUGAUUGCUAUUCUGAUGUGGCAACUUGUUUCCAGUAAGUGAGCAAUAAGCUGAAGGAGAAGGGCGUCCAUAUCUCGCUGUUGACUUUGACCGGUAGUUAUCUCUGGGAGAUGGUUAUCUCGGGACAGCUGCUCUCCAGUUGGUCCAUUACUGCAAUGGUCCAACUGCGGACAACUGUUAAAGAUGGCUCGUUAUAAACGGGGUGACCUUGAAGUCUGCUCCAGGCAGAGGGGGCACAGUUAAAUCUGGAGCAAAGUAAUGCCUCCUGUUCAAAAGAGAACAUUAUUCCAAAUACGUAAUAUUCCAUCAGAGUUGAGAGCGCCCUUCCUUCUGCUGUCUCUGUGCAAUAAACCAACAGCGAUCUUUGCCCUGAGCUGUCGCUGGAGUUUAUAAUCUGACAAUAAACUGGCCCUAACUGGUACAAUAAAUUAAAGUGACGACGCCACCUCAACCGGACCAGGAUGCGGGUUGUGAUUCCUCUCCAGAGCAGAUCAAGUGUUCUGGAGAGAGAAAAUUAUUGCACCGCUUGCACUGUAGUAUUAAUUCUGGUUCCGGCCACUUGUAAGAGUGACUUGUUCAUGGAAAUUAAGCUUUUAUGUGGUUUAGCACAAGCGUUGUGGAACAAGGUGUGACGUUACAUGCUGAAUAGACUGAAGUUCUGGUUUAUGAGCGCGUUAUCAACUGAACAUUGCUCAGGGAGUGUUCACUUACCGUUAGGGACAUAAAAUUCAGAUGUUCAGACCUGGAGUCCAACACCAGGUAAGGACAGGGUCAUAGGGGAAAUGCUAUUGUGCUUUAUUACGCCCACUGGUCGCCCUAGUAAUGCUAUUGUUUCUAUCAGUUCAAUAUUGUCCUGAGGAUUGCGUGGAUUAACGAAUAUGUGUGCUUUAUUCUGUUUGUAUGUUUUUUUUAAACAAAUACUUUAUAUAUCUGGCAGUGAUAUUUAGGAUAGAAAUUCCUAUAAUAAAUCUCACUGACAGUUGAUAAAAGUAUGGAAGUCUACACUCAAUGGGCACGUUGUUAUGUACUCCUGUUCCUAAUGAUGUGACACAGAGUGAAUGCUCGGGGUUUACUGCGGCUGCACCCCGUCCACAUUCUAUGUUUGGUGCUCAGUGAGGCUGUCUUGCACUCCGCUGUUGGAGUUCAUGGUUAUUUGAGUUCUUGCCGCUUUCCUGUCGGAUUUAAUCAGUCUGCCCAAUCUCACUGAGUUCUCCCAUUAACGGGGCCUUUAGAACCGCUGUUCACUGGAUUUCCUUUGGUUUGAUUCCGGACCAUUCUCAGUAAACCGAGAGAUUUAUACUUGAGAAUCCAAGCUGCUGAUCAGUUUCCGUAACACUCAUACCACCCGGUCAGGCACCAGCGAUCAUUCCCCGGUCAACGUCACUUACAUCACAUUUAUUUCCUCUUCAGAUGUUUGGCCUGAAUAACAACUGAACCCGUUGACCAUAUCUGCAUGUGUUUGUGCUUUGACUUGCAAGCAGAUGAUGAACAGAUCCAUAUUAAUGAGCUGGUAUAGAGUUGUACCUAACAAAGAAGCCAUUUAGUGCAUUUCCCAUUUAGGCAAACCUUCACCCAUCUCGAAUAUGAACACGGAUGAGGUCUGGGCCUGAUUGUUGAUUAUUUGCAUGCUUGCAACAAUAGGCUGUCUCUGGCAAAGCAGUGGACGAAACACUGUUGUAAGGUACGGAUAAUCUGGAGAGAGAGACCCGUCACUGUUCCCUCCAAUCUGCGCUUCUGCAUAACCAAAAUGCUCCCACGAACGGAGCCUUUGUUGCAGCGCAGAUGGAAGUAAACACUGUCGUAUAAAUGUUUAUGAAACUUGAACGUUUUUCUUUGUUGCGCUGCAUUUUUAUCCUGUCCUUUAAUUAGUAAUUAAAAUUAAAAGAAUUGUUUUUCUCUUGUCUGUCUUCAUCCUAAAAUAUUCAUAGAUGCAUUUUACAAAAGAGGACACAUCAACGAUGUUGCGCUUUUUUCAGGCUGUGUGAAAAUUCCCGGCUCAGAGCAAUGGUUGAUCCACGCAGCGGCAAAAAUAGUCAUUAGAGGGAACAUUGGGGACGAAGCACGUUGCAUUCUAUGCAUAUUAAUCACGAUUGAAUAUGGUACAUUAUCGUGCUUCCUGUUAUAAAGGAGAUGUUAUAAGUCAAUAGAGUGGACAAAAAAAUUUCACUGGGAACCUGUCUGGUAUUCAGGAAAUAGUAAUGAAUAACGCAAGAAAAAUUAAUAAUAAUUUCGCCUUGUCCGUGGGAGCGUACAGUGAGGCAAUGAUGCUCAGGUGCUUAACAAUAUAGAACUAAUUCUGAGCAGCGAAUAACUAGACGGUCCAUUUACUAUAAAUUCAAGAGCUUUUCGUUUUCGUUUCUCUAAAGAUUCACUAUUAAUGCCCCGGUAAUCACUUUUCCUACCUUUUCAUAACACUGUGUGUAGUACCUCCCCCAUUAUAGGUAUGAGCAAGUAUGAGAUCUUGGCCAAAUUGCGCAAUUAGGUGUUCAGCAUAUCACGCAUCAUCCUGGAUAAAGUUCUGAUAUCAGUUCUGAUACUGGGUCUUCCACAGUGUCUUGUUCCACAGAUGCAAUCUGAUGUACCGAGUUUCCAGCAGUUUAUAAGAGGACGUAGGAAUAUGGCAUUGGGGCGAAAAAGAAAAUCAACCAUGAUUGAAUGAUGGAGGAGACUCGAUGGACUGAAUCACUUCAUUCUGCUCUGAUAUCUUAUCAUGACUGAAUGAUGAGUCCUUAAUAUCCCGUAUCAGGAUUUGUGACGUGUGAGGGACAGUUACAAAUUUGUUCCAUGAGAUUAUUUUAUUUGUCUUCAGCGUUUAAAUAUCAGAGAGAUUCGCUUUUGAAAAAAUUGAGCAGAAAUAUUUUUUUCUCCUUUGUAUUGUUAAUGUGCUUCAUUCUCUGGUUAAAGUUAGACCUGCGGUGAGAGAUUUAGUGGAAAAAAGCCCACAGCUGGAAAGAAGCUACGACUGAGAACGAGUGAACAGCGACAAGCGAACCAGCCCGAGGACUGAGAGUACCAACUGAAGAGAACCCUCUGACUCAGAGUUUCCAUUGAUUCAGUCAGGAGAAAGUUUGAGCCUCACCAGCAGGUGGAGCUGUCCUGCAGAGCGACCAAAGUGUAAACAAGACGACGACAAUCAACAAUCGUCAGUCAGAAUCAGAAUGGACAAAGAGCCAGAGUUUACAAUCUCCGACCUCCUGGCAGAGGGGGAGGAAUAUCGACUGUACCAACUGACAAAGUUCUACAGGGACAGACUCAAACAAGCAAUUGAAGAAAAGGUUGAGAGACUCGGUUUGAUGUUGACAAAGGAGGGACAUUUCAGUAGAGAAGAAAAUGAGAAAGUCACUGAGCUGACAGAGAAGGGAAACCGGGCAGAGAGUUCCAGACUCUUCCUCAGUCUGGUGAAUGGCAAAGGCUCCCGGGCCCGGAGGGCAAUGUGGGAAUCCUUUCUGAUGUGGAGGACUGAGUUACCGAAGUUGGACAGAAUACUGAGGGAAAUACAGGAACUCGGUCCUGAUCCACAGGAAUACAUGAACAUCGCCCAAGGUUUAUCGGAAUUACCCACUCAGCUGAUAGAUGUUCAACAGAAACACAAGGAGACUCUGCGGACACGAACUGAAACACUGAGAGUGAACACGAUCCUGAUGACGGAGAAGGUGAAGGUUUUCCAGCUGGCUGAUCGAUACGCUGAGCUCACGGUCAUUUCUACUGUUCGAGAUCGGACACUGGUGGAACAUGAGCUGCUGGCAAGAGGCAGACACCAUGAGGAUUAUAGAGAGAAACAACUCCGCAGACAGCUGGAAAAAAUCCGGACUGAUCAGUUAUUCCAGAGCAGCUUUUCCCGGAGUAAAUCCAAGUCUGGGAGUUCAGCAGCAGUGGCCGGAGUCCCGGGGAUCGGGAAAACAACGAUGGUACAAAAGAUUGUUUAUGACUGGGCCAUGGGGAAAAUAUACCAACAGUUCCAGUUUGUCUUCAGUUUCAAAUUCCGAGAUUUAAACAGUAUUGACUGUCGAAUAAACCUGAAGGAACUGAUUCUGGAUCAGUAUCCUUACUUUGGGAAUAUCCUGAGAGAAGUCUUGAAGAACCCAGAGGGAUUGCUGUUUAUAUUCGAUGGUUUAGAUGAAUUCAAACACAAAAUCGAUUUUGCGGACAGUCGGAGAGAUACAGAACCAAAGCACCAGUGCCCAGAUCCCGAGUGGUGGUGUGAAGUGUCGGACAUUGUGUACAGUUUAAUCCAGGGCAAGCUGCUCCCAGGGUGUUCAGUGCUGGUGACCACUCGCCCCACUGCGUUACAUUUAUUGGAAAAGGCGAAUAUCAGUGUCCGGGCUGAAAUCCUGGGAUUUGUUGGUGAGGAACGGAAGGAAUAUUUCAUCAGACAUUUUGAAGAUCAGACGGUGGCCGAAGCUGUUUUCAAUUAUGUGAAGGAGAACGAGAUCCUGUACACCAUGAGCUACAACCCCUCCUACUGCUGGAUCCUCGCUCUGGCACUAGGCCCCUUCUUCACACAAAGAGUCAGGGACCCACAGCGAGUUCCCAAGACCAUCACCCAACUGUACUCCUACUAUAUUUACAACAUCCUGAAAAACCACGGCCGUGAGAUUGAGAGACCCCGUGAUGUGUUACUCAGGGUUGGUCAGAUGGCCUUCAGAGGAGUGUCCGGGAAGAAGAUUGUGUUUACAGAUGGAGAUUUGAUCAAGUACAAUCUUCAGCCUUCCCAGUUCCUGUCCGGGUUCCUGAUGGAGCUUUUGGAGAGAGAGGAUUCUGCCCAGAGCGUGGUGUACACAUUCCCACACCUCACCAUCCAAGAGUUUGUAGCUGCAGUCGCACAAUUCCUGAAUCCACAUCCCGGGGAUAUCCUGAAAUUCCUCACUGAAGCCCACAACACGACAGAUGGGCGAUUUGAGAUAUUUCUCCGUUUUGUUGCUGGUCUCUCCUCUCCAAUGACAGCUCGGGGCCUGGUGGAGUUUCUGGGUCCAUUUCCUCAUGAAACAACCUGCCGGGUGAUUGACUGGGUGAAGGAGGAGGUUAAACGUCAGAUUGGAAACACAGGGAUAACAGCUGGUAAAAGGAGCCUCCUGAACACAUUGCACUACCUGUUUGAGUCUCAGAAUCGUGGACUGGCUCAGGAAACACUGGGAUCUGUGGAAACACUUUCAUUCAGUGGAAUGACACUGACCCCGAUUGACUGUGCGGUCCUGUCUCAUGCCAUCGGACUCUGUGAUACAAUAAAACACCUCGACCUGGGGAACUGCCGCAUUGAGUGUGAGGGAAUCCAGCGGCUGGGACCCGGGCUGCACAAGUGCCAGGAGUUGAGACUGAACGAUAAUAAAGUGGGAUAUUCAGGAGUGAAACUGGUGUCUGCGGCUCUGAGGAACCCGGAGUGUAAAAUACAGACACUGGG
Hypanus sabinus (Atlantic stingray) is the source of this 5595-nucleotide messenger RNA. Its product is annotated as NACHT, LRR and PYD domains-containing protein 12-like. The annotation marks the transcript as partial. The record is from RefSeq and is a predicted model, not a curated record. Lineage: Eukaryota; Metazoa; Chordata; Chondrichthyes; Myliobatiformes; Dasyatidae. The transcript is spliced from 7 exons. Gene Ontology annotation, cellular component: cytoplasm.